Trichoplax adhaerens is the source of this 174-nucleotide messenger RNA. RefSeq lists its product as uncharacterized. The record is from RefSeq and is a predicted model, not a curated record. The annotation marks the transcript as partial. The transcript has a single exon. Gene Ontology annotation, molecular function: ATP binding; protein serine/threonine kinase activity. Lineage: Eukaryota; Metazoa; Placozoa; Uniplacotomia; Trichoplacea; Trichoplacidae. Gene Ontology annotation, biological process: protein phosphorylation.
AGAACAGAUGACACCAUUAAAAAGCAUCGAUUUAGAACUCAUACAUACACUUCGCUGACAUUUUGCGAUAAAUGUACAAAAACCCUUUUUGGCUUACUCAGACAAGGUGAACAAUGCCGCGAUUGUGGUUACAACGUGCAUCGAUCUUGUAUUUCGGAGCUUCCACCCUGUUGU